AUGAUGAGAUUUUUUCCAAGAACAUUGGCGCACUGGAUGAGGUCUAGUGAAGAGCUGACGUCGUCCAAUCGACUUUGGCAUCAUGGGAUCUGCUGUUGGCAGCAUAACGUUCUUGGCUGCAAUAGAAGCCUCACCAAAAAGUUUGUAACCAAAGGUAAUAUCAAUCCAAUGGUGAAUCUGCCGAGAAACACGAUCACUCUCUAAAGCAGCACGAUGCAACAAGAUAAAAUCCUCAGGAGACUUGGCCCAGGAAGGCACACGAAGAUCACUCAUUCCAGGAUGAAUAGAAUAAAAGAUACGAGGGUCACAGUAAAACUCAGGAAUGCACUCAUCAGGAGUCCAUUGGUAAAGCCUCUGCAUAUUAGAAGGAUAUUCAUUCGGCUCAUAAACAGAACGGACAGCAGAACGAAGUAUGCUCAAAGGCAGCCUUCUUGCUUUGUAACUGCAGACAGCUAGUUCUGAGAGACACUCGUCAGAGACAUGAUGGGGAACCUCAGAGGUUGAAUAAGUGAAAUCUAGCUGCUCAUCUCCUUUUGCUAGGCGCCACUUGCUCUUCUGGAGAUCUCUCCAACCAACAUCAGAAUCUUCAUCAGGUUUCACACUGAAAUCUAUGACCCAGGGCAUCACUGUAUGGAAUGUGUGAUCUCCACAACUUCUGCCCGCUAAUUUAUUUAAAAUAAGAAGGUAUUCAUAGUUGCUCAAUUCCCCCAUCCACCAUCGCUUGAAAUCGCAUCCCCAGUCAAUAGGACUUGAUAGCUUUAAAUCUGCAUAUAUAGCUUGGCAAGGACAGUUUUUCAUGCAAAAGCAUACUCUGGAAGGAAUAGAGUCCUCCUUCGAGCCCAAGGUACAGUCUUUUCCAUCACAUAAAUUCAACCAAGACCAGAGUGAAUCAGUCAGCAUAAUGCUGGAAGGGCAUAUAUUGCCAUGAGCGAAUCCUAAGCUAUGGAUGUAACUCAGUGCAGAGAGUAGUUGGUAAAUUAAGAAUCUGAUAUGCCAGUCAGACUGCAAAGCUCUAGGGCUGUAAUUUAAAACGGUCUCCAAGGUAUAUGGAGCUUUGGGUUGUAACAAAUAUGCACAGCUAGAUGUUCUUAACAUACCCAAGACAGGAGCAACAUUAGGAUGCCUAACACCACGAGGAACAUCUUUUUCCAUAAAAAAAGGUAAUCCAAUUGAACUGAAGAAAUCAACAUCGUAGGACCCAGAGGUUUCUCUUUCAAGGAGAAGAUUAAUAGAUGACAUUACAUGGUCUUCAGUAGAACCAGAUAAAUAAUUGCUAACAAGCUCCUGCAGAGUAGAGUACGAACCACUGCCAACAUGAACACCUGGUGACAAAGCAGUGAUCAGCCGUUGGAGAGAGCUAA
This is a messenger RNA of Spirodela intermedia, 1361 nucleotides long. The record is from the annotation of a GenBank genome assembly. NCBI's taxonomy places the organism in Eukaryota, Viridiplantae, Streptophyta, Magnoliopsida, Alismatales, Araceae.